This is a messenger RNA of Bacidia gigantensis, 582 nucleotides long. RefSeq lists its product as uncharacterized. Gene Ontology annotation, cellular component: cytoplasm; nucleus. The transcript has a single exon. The record is from RefSeq and is a predicted model, not a curated record. NCBI's taxonomy places the organism in Eukaryota, Fungi, Ascomycota, Lecanoromycetes, Lecanorales, Ramalinaceae. The coding region runs from base 1 to 582 and encodes 193 amino acids.
AUGAACUAUACCUACCUCUCCUCGACACCAUUCCACCCAAGUCCGGUCAUUAUAAUGACCACCAAUCCCUCCUCCAAGAAAACCCUCAACCUUAUCAACAACCCCCGCGUGAGUCUCCUAGUCCACGACUGGAUAUCGCAUCGACCACCAACCCGCACUCCCGAUCCCACAAGAGAAGGCUCCCCACCACCUCAAGCCACACGCUCAAGUCUUGCCACCAUGUUGCUCAACAUCAACACCAGUGAGCUGAGCAGUAUCAGUGCUACCAUCAACGGCGAGGCAAUACUUGUUCAGCCAGGUACCGAGGAGGAAAGAUGGUGCAAAGAGAAACACCUCGAGAACAAUAAUUUCGGCGACCAAGCAAGGGAAGAACAGGGUCUGUUCGGCUCAACGCCACACGCUCCCAGUGACGGUGGAACAAGUUGCUUCAUCGAAGGCGAAGAAGUACGCGUAGUUCUCGUAGGCGUCAGGGAAGGUCGAAUAGCAGACUGGAAAGGCGGGGUCAAAGACUGGAGUCUCUCUUCCCCUCCCAGCCCCGCGAAUUCCCGAGGCAGAGAACCUCUGACAAACGGCAUUCGAUAA